Messenger RNA from Vigna radiata var. radiata (mung bean), 630 nucleotides. RefSeq lists its product as uncharacterized. The coding region runs from base 1 to 630 and encodes 209 amino acids. NCBI's taxonomy places the organism in Eukaryota, Viridiplantae, Streptophyta, Magnoliopsida, Fabales, Fabaceae. The record is from RefSeq and is a predicted model, not a curated record. The transcript has a single exon.
AUGUUCACAAAGCAAUAUUCCACCAACCGAUAUGAAGAGGUGACUGCUGCCGAGCUAGUCAAUCUCAGGCAGGGAAAAGACGAAACUCUCAGAGCUUUCAUGCACCGAUACAACCACGCCGCCCGGAGGAUAAAGGGAGCCAGCCCCGAAUUCAUCAUCAGCAGUCUGCCCAACUGCCUCAAGGCAGGAUUCGUCUCUGAAAGCCUGUAUGCCAAAUUACCCCAUACGUUGGAGGAGCUACAACAAAAGAUGGCUAAGUUCAUUAAAAUGGAAGAUCAGAGGAUUUUCCGGAAGCAACAACACGAGGAGCAUCCAGUAAGUGUUAACAAAAAAGAGGGCAAGCGAAAAAAUGACAACGUCCGGGAACAGAAACCAAUCGUGAAUCUGAACCCCAGAUACGACCGCUAUGCGCAUCUUACCGCCCCUAGAGAAAAGGUGUUGGAACGAGCUCUACAAUUGAACCUCAUCUUUCAAAGAAGAAAAUUUCCACCGAAAAAUAUGGAUGCGACGCAGAUAUGCCGAUUCCAUAAUUCGGGGGGACAUACUACUGAAGGCUGCCAGACUCUCAAGGAUGAAAUAGAGAAGCUAAUCCGUGCCGAACAUCUUCGUGAAUUUGUAAAGGAAGAUUAA